AUUUGUCAUCUGUGGUCUGUGGUUUAUGGUCUUUGCUUGUUCAACAAAAACUACAAGUAAAUAUUUCGCGAUUUCUAUUGAAAAAUUGUUUUGUUAGUUUCGUUUGUAAUUGUUUCAAGGACAUGGAAGACGAAUUAGAAGACAGAGUUUUACAUCAAACUUAUGUGUCGUUUAUGAAAACUGUAUCCCGUUUUUCUAGCAGUGUUGCGUUUGACACUCCAUCGAGCUAUUUAUGGAAGAUGGUCAGAUUUUAUUGCCUUCGGUCUGAAGUGUUAGUGUUUACUCUAGCGAUCAUUAUAUUCUUCAUGUAUCUUCAAACGCUGGGAUUAUGGAGUCGGACGUUGCUCAGCCGACUGUCGCACGCAAUGAGCCCACUCAAUGCCGUCCAGCGUAUGAAGUUGAUGGAAGGCUCCGAAGCCGACAAACAGAGCUGGGAGCUGAAAGGUACUUUGAGUGCGGCAUAUGCAAUCAAAGGCAGGAGAAUGCACAUGGAAGACAAAUUUAUUAUUAACGAAAAUAUAAAUAGCACCGGCAUAUCUUUGUUUGCUAUAUUUGACGGCCACGGCGGAGAGUUCGCCGCCAACUACGCUAAAGACCAUCUUAUACAAAACUUGUACAACAAAGUUGUCGAAUUGUGCGCUUUUAAAGAUGGCAAGAUAGUUACCACACCUCAGAAAGACAGCCCAGAAGAGCCAAUAAAGGAGGACACUCAUAUUGAUUUAGAAAGAAAAAGCAGCUUCAAAAAGUCUGCGAGUACAGCUGAUGAUACAUCAAAAAAAGAGAUCACUGAUCCAGAAUUAUUGGCUCAACUGUCCAAAGCGAGACCAAUCAUCACAAGAGAAGUAAAACCAAGUAAAGCAGUGAGAAAUGUUGCCAUCCCAUUGUCAAGCUAUUUAGACAAAGGCAAGAUAAAUUAUGGUAAAUUAUUGACAGAUGAGGUUUUAGCUGCCGACAGAUUGCUGGUAGAAUCUGCCAAGCGCACCAUGAACGUUGCAGGAACAACUGCUUUGAUAGCUAUGCUUGAGAACAACCACCUUAUAGUAGCUAAUGUAGGUGAUUCAAGGGGUGUCAUGUGUGACAGCCGUGGAAAUGCAAUACCUGUCUCAUUUGACCACAAACCUCAACAGGUGCGUGAACAGAAAAGGAUUGAAGCAGCUGGUGGUUACAUUGCUUUUAAUGGAGUGUGGCGGGUAGCAGGCAUCCUAGCGACAUCCAGAGCAAUGGGCGACUAUCCACUCAAAGACAAGAACUAUGUUAUAGCAGAUCCCGACAUUCUGACUUUUAAUCUAAAUGACCACAAGCCCAUGUUUAUAGUAUUAGCUUCAGAUGGUUUAUGGGACACAUUCUCAAAUGAGGAAGCUGUCAAAUUUAUAAAAGAAAGAUUGGACGAACCUGACUUUGGAGCUAAAAGCCUAACCCUUCAAGCCUACUACAGAGGGUCAGUUGAUAAUAUUACAGUACUAGUGAUUAAAUUUCCAAUUAACUGGUCAAUAGCAACUGAAUAAAAGCAGUUUUUUUUUACUAAUGAAUAAUCAAAUUUAUAAAAGAAACUUAAUCUAUGUAGAUCUAAUUUCAUUUUUCCAAGUUCUAUAAUAUGUCAUUUAUUAAUACAAUUAAUGAUUGAGGGCAGUUUUUUACUACAAAUAUGAAUAUAUUUAAUAUGUUUUGUAAAAAUUUACUAUUUAAAAAUUCACAUAAUUGUUGUAAUAUUAAUGUUUGGUAAACUUCUUAUUAAUUAACUCUAUUAUAAAAAUGUAGUUACAUGUUAGAAAAUAAAAUUAUUUCUAACAUAAAUCUAUGGCUAUUUACAUAACAUUUAUGUAAAAGAAUUAGGGUAUAAAUUAAAAUGUCUUGCCAUAUAUAUGUAUAUAUUACUGUUUAAAAUAAAAUAUUGGUUGAUAUAUAGGAGCAAACUACUUGUUCUACUUCAUAUAAUUAUGGUUCCUAAAGCGCACAAUAGAAUCUGCCUGAGAAUUUUCACACAUCCAGGGGGUUUGUUUUUGCCUUACCCUUGAGUUUCGUCCCAUUUCUAUUAUCUGUUUUUGUAAUUAUUUAUUUGAAACUCUUUUAACUUUAAUUUUAAGUAUUCAACUUUACUUACCACCAUUAAAUCAUGACUAAACUUAACAUUUCAAAAGUGCUUGUAAGCCUAAUAGAAAUAAAUGGAUUUUGAUUUUUUUUUGCUAUGUUUGCCUAAUGGCCUAUACAGUGGCGUGCAUACGGUUGUUGAUGAGGGUAUGCAUUAGUAAGACAAAUUAACCAAACUGGGCAAAUGUGCUUUGGAUAAGCAUUAAAAAACAUUUGUUAGGGUAUGCAAAACUUGAUGCAUGUAUGAAGUGUUGCUACAAGCAUAGGUGUCAGUGUAUGGCAUUUCUAUUAGUAAAAUGUCAUUCAUCCAGGUGGUGAAAGAUUUGUGUAUAAUCAACUUACCUUAGCACCAAUAUAUGAAAAUGGUUUUUUUAUUGUGACAAGCAGGUAAAAUGUAAAGUUAGAGUGAACUUUGAUGAUUGAACUUUUAGUAAAUAAACAGGCUUAAUGCUGCUUUAGAGUUCCUUUACCAUGUUCCUUUGUAUAUUUAAUCUUUUUUUAGUGUACCUCUAACUCGGGUUCUGCAUUUUAUGUCCAGCUUUAUUUAGCUAUUUAGCUAAUACUUAGUUAUGAGAUGUUUUUUUUACCUCUGGUGCUAGUCAUAAAUAAUGUUUAUAACUUAUGAUAUUAUAUAUAUUUAUUAUAUAUGUGUAUAUUCUAUAUGUGUUUAGCAUAAUAAUGUGAUUGGGUAAACCCUUUUUGUUGUGAUAGUAUUAAGUAUACAAAAAAAAAUUAUAUGGCUAUAAAAUAUUUUUGUAUUCCAGUCUAAAGUAACCUGAACUUUGUUUAUACACAACAGAUCCAUGUUUACUAAAUUAUGAAUAAGUACAAAUUUAUGUUUACGAUUACUCCAAUAAUUUACUAAAUUAUUUUAUCAAAUAGAUAGUUUUUCUAAAAAAAAUGUAUUUGAUGCAAGUGUUCUCAAUUUGGGGCCAAAGCAAUAUUGAUUAAAAUUUAUAAUUUUUAUCCUACCUUAAUUUUCAGUAAAUUUUAAAUAUUUAUUAUAUAUAUAAUUUUUAUCCUACCUUAAUUUAUAAUAGAAACUUCGACAUAAUUUAAACAAUAGGUAUUACAUGCUUGUAUGUGUUGUUUUAAUAAAUUAUUAUCAAUAGACAAAGCUUUGUAGCAUGUUAGUCCGCCUUUUAUGUUGGUUUUGGUUUAAUAACUGUGUAUAUUAUAAUUUGUGUUGCAAUUAACUUUGUGAGUCUAACAAAACUGGAUAUAAUAUAAUUUUAGUAGUAGUAGUAGUAGUAGUAGAGAUUUUUGUGGCAGUUCGUCUGGGGAAGUACUAUCGCCAUGUUUAUUUUUGCCGCCAAGCAGCAUUGCUGUGUUACAGUGUGGCGUGAAUGUUGUUAACAGGCACAUAAGGCUCAAUACCUAUACCUCAAGUUGAUGGACACAGAGCGGCAUAGAUAGGACAUGUUUGUUACAUUACUUGCGAAAUGUUGCUCUGUUUAUAGGUGUAAGUUUUCCACUUAGAGCGGUUUUAGACUAGCGUUAUAUUCGCGCGUACACGUUUUUGGAAGCGCGCUCAAAUCGUACGGGCUUCUAAGCUCGUAUAAGCGCGAGCCGAGAGAGAAAUUUCCGAGAGAUACUGACACGACAUAAAAAAUACGCUAGUCAGAAAUCACUCUUGCCAUCAAGUGGACCGUUUGUUUGGUUUUAUAACUUUAAAAAGUUUAUUUAAAGACAAUGCAGGUACAUUUGUCUUUUAACUGAAAUAUUCAGAGAACUGUUAGAUCCACAUUUUUUUUCUUUUUUUAUAGUAUUUAUAAGAUGUUAAUAACACUUGGUGUCACUUGUUAGAUUUUGGUUCUCAACCAAAACUUUAGAUUAACCCUUAUUAAAUAUUAUAAAGAUCUUCCUACAUAUAAUAUAUUUCAAUACUAAAAAGAUUAAUUAUUUUUCAACAUUAUUCAUUAUAAUGUUGAAAAAUAAUUAAUCUUUUUAGUAGUUAUCCUUUUUGAAGUCGGUUAAAAAAUAUGUUCAACUGCAGGUAGGUACAGAUUCUAUUGAUUUAUAUAAAAUAAAUUAAAUAAUGAUUAAAAUUUCAUGUAAUAGAGAAAUAUUUAUAUUCUACUAUAUUUCAUAAUGAACUUUUGUGUCUAUAAUAUACAGGUAAAUAAAAUCACAAUAAUUAUAAA
Bicyclus anynana (squinting bush brown) is the source of this 4232-nucleotide messenger RNA. RefSeq names its product protein phosphatase 1L. The transcript has 2 exons. The coding region runs from base 123 to 1505 and encodes 460 amino acids. The record is from RefSeq and is a predicted model, not a curated record. Gene Ontology annotation, cellular component: cytosol; nucleus. Lineage: Eukaryota; Metazoa; Arthropoda; Insecta; Lepidoptera; Nymphalidae. Gene Ontology annotation, molecular function: cation binding; protein serine/threonine phosphatase activity. Gene Ontology annotation, biological process: positive regulation of canonical Wnt signaling pathway; negative regulation of canonical NF-kappaB signal transduction; positive regulation of canonical NF-kappaB signal transduction.